Messenger RNA from Tympanuchus pallidicinctus (lesser prairie-chicken), 1474 nucleotides. It is a transcript of the gene TECRL, whose product is annotated as trans-2,3-enoyl-CoA reductase like. Gene Ontology annotation, biological process: very long-chain fatty acid biosynthetic process. The coding region runs from base 88 to 1176 and encodes 362 amino acids. Lineage: Eukaryota; Metazoa; Chordata; Aves; Galliformes; Phasianidae. The transcript has 12 exons. The record is from RefSeq and is a predicted model, not a curated record. Gene Ontology annotation, molecular function: oxidoreductase activity, acting on the CH-CH group of donors.
GAUUGUAUUUAACUGAUGCAGGGAAGGAAGGUUUCCCCCUGGAACUGUCUCCCAUUGACAUGACGGUAGCUGUUGCUGGGUCAUACAAUGCUCAGGAGAAGGAAGACUAGUGCCUCGGAACCCAAGAAGGAUCUUUCAGCUCAUGGAGGAGCUCUGUCCAUGUCACAAAACACGCGCUCUUUUUUCACCUUCUCUCAGCUGGUGCUUUCUGCUGGCCACCUCAAACCACCACCAGUGCUCAAACACUCAAAAAUCACUUACUUUGAAGUGGAGAUCCUUGAUGUGCAAAGCAAGAAGCAGAUCUGCAUUGUGGACAAGAUACCUCCAUCAUCUACCCUCCUAGAUGUGAAACACAAAUUUCACAAAGCCUGUCCCCAGUGGUACCCUUCCCGUGUUGGCCUGCAACUGGAACGCAAUGGGCCCUAUUUGAAGGAUUCUGUUAACAUUCAAAGCCUUGCAGCGUCCUCCAUCAUUACACUGUAUUUUACAGACCUGGGUCAGCAGGUCAGUUGGACCACAUUUUUUCUAACAGAAUACACCGGGCCUCUACUAAUAUACCUGCUUUUUUACAUUCGUCUCUCAACUAUUUAUGAUCGAAUGGAAACUACGAAGAACUUCCGCCACCCAGUGGUGCACUUGGCUUGCUUCUGCCAUUGUUUGCACUACAUCAGACAUCUUCUGGAAACGUUAUUUGUUCACAAGUUUUCUGGAGGGCACACUCCUCUGAAAAAUAUGAUAAAGGGCUGUGUCUUUUACUGGGGUUUCACUUCUUGGAUUGCAUAUUACAUCAACCAUCCCCGAUAUACGCCACCGUCAUUUGGCUACAGACAAGUUUCUCUUGCUGCCCUUGCUUUUCUGAUGUGUGAAGCUGGAAAUCACUUUAUCAACGUAGCAUUAGCUCACCAAAAUCAUUCAGGAAACAAAGCCUGUUUUCCAAGUCCAACCUACAACCCCUUCACGUGGCUCUUCUUGCUGGUAUCCUGUCCCAAUUAUACUUACGAGGUUGGGUCUUGGAUUAGUUUCACGGUAAUGACACAAACCCUGCCAGUCGGCAUUUUUGCUUUCCUGAUGGUCAUCCAGAUGUCUCUCUGGGCCCAAAAGAAACACAAGCUGUACCUGAAGAAAUUUUAUCCAGAAGUGCGCAGAAAAGCAGCUAUGAUUCCUAUCGUCUUCUGAGCUCUUGGUAAAAGCUGAAGCCUAAGUGUGCACAGUUCAAUAGCUAACUCAGAGUAAAUGAGCCAUUUAAUUCACCAACCGAAGUGGGUCUGAGGAAGCACUACUGGAUAUCUUUUUCAGAAAAUUAACAGAUCAAAAAGUUUUAAUUAAGUGGAAAAAAACCAAAAACAAAACCAACAAAAACAAACCAAACCGCUCUUCAAUUCUUGAUUCCCGCUAAAAGAUAUUUAAUUAGAUUUUCUACAUGGAGCUAAUUGGGAAAGGAUGAGGAAUUUUUUUAUAUUCGAUUUUAGGCUAG